This is a messenger RNA of Protopolystoma xenopodis, 1023 nucleotides long. NCBI's taxonomy places the organism in Eukaryota, Metazoa, Platyhelminthes, Monogenea, Polystomatidea, Polystomatidae. The record is from the annotation of a GenBank genome assembly.
ACCCUGGUGAUCGACGAGGCCGAUAGAAUGCUGGACAUGGGCUUUGAGCCGCAGAUACGUCGCCUUCUGUCGACGCGAUACGGUAUGCCACAGGCCCGAGAUCAUGAACGUCAGACCUCUCUCUUCAGUGCUACCUUUCCUCAAGAAGUGGUACGUCUAGCCACCAAUCUUUUACGGGGACCCGUUUGCUUGUCUCUCAGUAUUUCCUCCGAAUCAUCGAACAAUAUUAUUCAAGUUCCUCGCUGGGGAGGCACAUCAGCCCGUACAAGUCCCUUGCAGGAGUUGCGUGCGCUUGAAGCACGAAUACCGGUUGAGAUUAUUCAGUCAGUUGAAUUAAUCCGCGCUAAGAAUAAUGCACCCGCAGAUAGCACGUUGGACAGUUUUGACUUUCAGCCUACUGGAAAUAUGGCGAAUUACGACAGAAGGCCUCGCGUGGAGAGGCAAAUCCUUCUUAAGCGCAUCGUAGAUCUAUAUCAGGGAAAUCUGAAAAAUAAAGGCAUUCUUCGCAUCAUAGUAUUCUGCAAUACCAAACGAGAUGUCGACUGGGUCGAAAGCUAUCUCUACCGAGCUGGAGUUGCAGCAGCGGCAAUACAUAGUGACAAAUCGCAAAUGCACCGUAACAAAACCGUUAAUGGAUUCCGAUCCGGCUCUAUCAAUGUCCUUGUCGGAACUUCCUUUCCCUGUUUAAACUCAAUAAUGAAAUCAAAAACACUCGCCGACGAACUUCUGGCUUGUGUCAGGCUUCAGCGCCGACUGUCCCUUGCUGUUGCAGCUUCAGACCUUAGUCAAACCUGUGUUGCUUCUCGCGGACUUGACUUUCCCUCAGUGGACUUGGUCAUCAAUGUAGGACUACCAACAAGCCUUCCUGAUUAUGUACAUCGCAUUGGACGUACCGGACGACUCGGUCAGCAGGGCAAAUCCAUUACCCUCGUUACCGAAUCUGAGCUGACCUUGGAACCGGGAAACUUUUCUUCUUGGUAUGAGCCGUGUCUCUCAUGUAUUAAUCCCGAAUACCCACCAUAA